Molecule: messenger RNA, 880 nt
Organism: Papilio machaon (common yellow swallowtail)
Lineage: Eukaryota; Metazoa; Arthropoda; Insecta; Lepidoptera; Papilionidae
Exons: 1
Coding region: 69-848 (259 amino acids)
Molecular function (GO): oxidoreductase activity
Source: RefSeq, a predicted model, not a curated record
ACGAUAAACACAAUCGAAAAGUCGUCUGCAUAUGAAUAAGUGUUUUUAAUCAUUAUUACGCUUUAAUAAUGAGUUUCAAUAAUAAAGUUGUUCUUGUGACUGGAGCUAGUAAAGGCAUCGGAGCUGCUAUAUCUAUUAAAUUUAGCACAGAAAAGGCUAGUGUGAUACUUAUUAGCAGGAAUGAAGAAAAAUUGCAAGAGGUGGCCCAAAAAUGCAAGGAUGUUGGAGGUAAUCCCUUAGUUGUAGCAGCAGAUCUCACAGUAGAUGAUGACGUUGAAAGAGCUAUUAAAACAUCAAUUGAACAUUUCGGAAGACUAGAUGUGCUGAUUAAUAAUGCAGGGUUUGCUGCCUCAGAAAGUAUACUUUCAAAGAACGCGUUAAAGGUAUUUGAUAAUAUAAUGGCACUUAAUCUUCGUGCACAUGUAUUAGUGACACAUCUAACAGCACCAUAUUUGAUUGAUACAAAAGGAUGUAUAAUCAACAUAUCGAGUAUUGCAUCAACAGGCAUUUGUUUUAGAAUUAAUUCGCAAUAUUCUACGUCUAAAGCCGGCUUAGAUGCGUUUACAAGAUCUAUUGCUAUUGAAUUAGCCCCGUACGGAGUGCGAGUUAAUUCUGUGAACCCUGGACCGGUGAAAUCUGAAUUUAUGGAACGUAUGGGUUUAAAUGAAGAACAAAAAAAACAACUUUGGGAUACGCUAGUGAAAGGCACAGCGUUGAAUAAUAUAAUAGAACCAUGUGAAGUGGGUGAUUUAGUGUUAUUUUUGUCAAGUGAUAAAGCAAAAAGUAUAACAGGUUCAUCGUAUGUGAUUGAUAGUGGGGUUUUAUUAAAAGGUAUGAUAGAUGCUUAGACUACGUUCGAGUUUGACUAUUAAGUAUAUAG